Molecule: messenger RNA, 1698 nt
Organism: Aspergillus puulaauensis
Lineage: Eukaryota; Fungi; Ascomycota; Eurotiomycetes; Eurotiales; Aspergillaceae
Product: acyl--CoA ligase
Exons: 3
Coding region: 1-1698 (565 amino acids)
Biological process (GO): secondary metabolic process
Molecular function (GO): CoA-ligase activity
Source: RefSeq, a predicted model, not a curated record
AUGCCAGUUUCUUCCACCUUCCCCCCAAUCGAGAUUCCCGACCUCGAUAUAUGGAGCUUUCUCUUCGAACGAAAGGACAGACUCUACCCAGAUGACAAGAUCAUAUACCAGGACGCUGAGACACAACGCCACUACACCUACCAAUCUCUCAAGCAACGCUGCCUUACGUUUGGAGCAGGCCUGCAAAGCGUUUUCCAUUGGAAUCAGGGCGAUGUGCUCGCGCUGUUCACCCCUAAUAGCAUUGACACUCCGGUCGUAACAUGGGGGACUUUGUGGGCGGGCGGAAUAAUAUCUCCUACAAACCCUGCAUACACAGUCGAUGAGCUGGCUUUUCACUUGAGGGACUCUGGCGCGAAGGCACUAGUUACCCAUGUGUCAGUGCUACCAGUUGCAAAGGCAGCUUCUAAAAAGGUGGGACUGGCAGAGGACCGUAUCAUGCUUCUCGGAGACCACCACGAUCCGGCUCAUGAGAUUGGGCACUUCUCUUCAAUCAAGAAUGAAACUGGAAUGACCACAAAGCGCCCGGAUAUCGUCGAUCCCUCGAGGACCUGUGCGUUUAUUGUAUAUUCGUCAGGUACAACGGGGGCCCCGAAGGGAGUUACGCUGUCGCACCGAAACAUUGUCUCCAAUGUUCUACAGGCCAGCGCGGGCGAGGGAGGUAACCUUACCUGGAAUGGCGGCAUCGACGGAAAGGGUGACCGUGUUCUGGGAUUCGUACCCUUUUCUCAUAUAUAUGGGUUGCUACGUCUCCUCCACGCCCCCUUAUAUACCGGAUACCAGGUGCUUAUAAUGGAAAAAUUCGAAAUCGAGAAAUGGUGCGCCUAUGUCCAGAACUACCGGAUCACAUUCAGCUACGUCGUACCCCCCGUGGUACUGCUUCUUACGCAGCACCCGGCCGUGGAAAAGUACGAUUUGUCAAGCCUGCGGAUGCUAAACUGUAGCGGUGCGCCGCUCACACUGAAACUCGUUGAAGCCACAUACAAGCGCCUCGGCGUUGGGAUCAAGCAAGGGUAUGGUUGCACCGAGGUCAGUCCAACAAGUCACAACCAGUCCUGGGAAGACUGGCACAGCACGAUUGGCUCAGUUGGUAGGUUGUUGCCGAACAUGGAGGCCAAGUAUAUGAGUAUGCCCGAGGAGGGAUCCGAUUCCGAGCCAGAAGAGGUCAAAGUAGGUGAAGUGGGCGAACUCUUUUUACGCGGCCCAAAUGUCUUUCUGGGGUAUCACAACAACCCCCAGGCAACUACCCAGGCGCUCUCGGCAGAUGGGUGGCUUCGAACUGGCGACGUUGGAUACCAGGACAAAAAUGGGCACUUUUACAUCACCGAUCGUGUGAAGGAGCUGAUCAAAUACAAUGGAUUUCAAGUUGCUCCGGCGGAACUCGAGAGUGUUCUAGCGAAUAAUGAGGCCGUUGCUGAUGUGGCUGUGGUUGGAACCCACCGCCAAAAGCACGGUACCGAAGUCCCGCUUGCGUUUGUCGUUCGCAGUGAAAAGAGCAUAGCUUCUGGCACCGCGGCGGAAGAGGAAGCCCGGAAUAUUGCUCACUGGUUGGAAGAUAGGGUUGCGUACUACAAGCGGCUGCGAGGUGGCGUUCACUUUGUUGAUAGCAUUCCAAAAAGCCCCAGCGGGAAGAUCCUGAGACGUCUGCUGCAGAGGCAGGUACAAGAGACUUUCAGGAAAGCAGUGAAUGCGAGAUUGUAG